This is a messenger RNA of Chelmon rostratus (copperband butterflyfish), 2227 nucleotides long. It is a transcript of the gene myoc, whose product is annotated as myocilin. Gene Ontology annotation, biological process: osteoblast differentiation; signal transduction. NCBI's taxonomy places the organism in Eukaryota, Metazoa, Chordata, Actinopteri, Chaetodontiformes, Chaetodontidae. The record is from RefSeq and is a predicted model, not a curated record. Gene Ontology annotation, cellular component: Golgi apparatus. The coding region runs from base 225 to 1664 and encodes 479 amino acids. The transcript has 5 exons.
GGACCUGUCCACUGAGGAGAGACAGAGGAGAGCAGAGCAGGAGGAAAGAAGAGACACCUGAGACAAGAGCGAGACAGAAUAAGAAAGGAAACAGAGAUUUUUAAAGGAGAAAUCCAGCUGAGAGCUGAAGAAUUAAAAGAAGACUAGUCAGUAGAAAGUAAUUCUUCAGAGGGAGAAUUUUAAGUAAAGCUGUGAUCUGUCUGUGUGGAAGGACCGUCUCCAGUAUGUUCCUCCUCCUCUCGUUGUGCAUGUGUGGUCUCCUGCUGCGAGGUGACGCACAGGACCGAGCUGCUCUGUGGAGGGGAAACGACCGCAGCGGACGAUGCCAGUACACCUUCACCGUGCCCAGCCCCGCCGAGACCAGCUGCCCGCAGACCGGAGGACCCGAGGUGGAGGGCCUGAAGGCCAGGCUCAGCAUGCUGGAGGUGCUCGUGGCCCAGAUGACCGCAGGGGCCACGGGGGGUCCCCAGAGAGCCGGAGCCAGACCUCAGCCUGAGCUUCAGGAGGCGCUGAACCGGGCCGUGGGGGAGAAGAAUCUGCUGCAGGGGGAGAAGGAACGUCUGGAGCAGGAGGUGGGGGAGCUUCAGCGCAGGAUGGAGGAGAUGAGGAGGGAGACGGAGAGGCUGAGGAACAGACCCUGUCCUCCGCAGACCCCCAUGGUGCCGCCGAGCCCCUCUCUGCAAGGCGGUGGCCUGAUGAGGCCUGCCGGGGGUUCCAGUCUGAUGUCUCACCUGAUGACCAGGCCCAACAGGCAGGGAGACAGCAGCAGUUUGAGAGACUCGGCGUGGCAGUAUGGAUCUCCAGGCUUCCAGGAGCUGAAGGCCGAGGUGACGGAGGUACCCGCCCCUGACGCCUCCGAGGACAACACAGGUUGUGGGGAGCUGGUUUCGGUUGGAGAGCCGGUCACUCACAGGAAGGCCGACAACAUAGAAGGUAAAUAUGGUGUUUGGAUGCAGGAUCCUGAGGGUGUCUCCCCUUACGGAUCCAACAUGGUCUGGCGCAUUGACACCAUUGGCGCUGAUGUCAGGAAGCUCUUUGGGUAUGAGGACAUGGAGCAACUCUCUAAAGGCUUUCCAUCCAAGGUCCUCCUGUUGCCGGAGCAGGUGGAGAGCACCGGUGCCACUGUGUACCGAGGCUCUCUGUAUUAUCAGAGGCGUCGUAGCCGCACCCUCAUCCGAUACGACCUGGCCUCUGAAAGCGUCGCGGCCCGUCGCGACCUCCCCCACGCCGGCUUCCACGGCCAGUACCCCUACUCCUGGGGAGGCUACACGGACAUAGACCUGGCUGUGGACGAACAGGGGCUGUGGGCCGUCUACUCCACCAGCAAAGCCAAAGGAGCCAUUGUGAUCUCGCAGCUGGACCCACACAGUCUGGAGGUGAAGAAGAGCUGGGAGACCAACAUCAGGAAGAACUCCGUGGCCAACUCCUUCAUCAUCUGCGGCAAGCUGUACACCGUGGCCAGCUACACGGCGCCCGACACCAUCAUCAACUACAUGUACGACACUGAAAGCAGCCAGGGGAAGGCCGUGAACAUCCCCUUCAGGAACAAGCACCGCUACAACAGCAUGAUCGACUACAACCUGGCUCAGAGGAAGCUCUUUGCGUGGGACAACUUCCACAUGGUGUCCUAUGACAUCAAGCUGGGUCGCCCGCAGGCCAACUAAGGUCGCCAUUAGUGACUGCUGAAAAGUGACAUUUGCUCACCUGUUCCAGCUUCAAAGACUCAAAGCUUUAAAGCAUUAUGUGUGUGGUGGUAGAAAUUACAAAGCCAACACCGUCAGAGUCAAUGUGUAGAAGAGCCCAACUACCAAACCCAAAGUGAAAUGAAGAAGUUUGAGGAACAGUGUCCCCUGCAGGUCUGCUUUUUCUUUUCUUCAGUAGGGAGGGGGGGCUUUCGCUGUGGCACGGUCCACAAACAUGUUUUUAGAGGAAUUAUUUUUGUACCGCCUUUUAUUCAGAUGUAUGAUUUUCUUGUUUUCUUGUUAAGCUAUAUAUAUAUUGAGGUUUUACAGAUGAAGCAUAGUUUAAUUUCACAAGCUAAGUGGGAUAAUUAAUGCAACUUACAACACAAACUCCUGUGGUACUACACCCCCGACAGGGUUUCACCAGCAAGUGUUUAUCAAAUAAACCGCUCUCACUCAGCAUUUAUUGAAUAUUGCAUGUACUUGUACAUUUAAUGAUGUAAUGUUCAAAAUUCUCAUGAAAUAAACUCCUUCUAAAACUUCAA